AUGCUUUUAACUCCUUCAUCAUCAUCAAAUAAUAGUUUUAAAACAGCCACAUUAAAUUUAAAUAAUUCAUCAAAUACACCAAAUUCUUGUUCAUUUAUUGCUUCAAAUACUAACACAACCACUAAUAACAAUAACAUUCCCAGAGUACUAUCAUCCCCAUAUAGCUUAAAACCUUCCAUAGAUCAUAAUUUUGAAAUUAAUGGUACAACAAUUGAUAACAUAGAUAAAUCAUCAAAUUUUUAUAAAUUAAUAAUGGAUUUAAAACAAUUAUUAAAAGGCAAAGGACUAGCUUCCAAGGACAUAGAUAUAGAAAAAGUUAAAAAAUUAAUGAAUGAAUAUGAUACCAACGAAAAAGAUUGGGAUCAUUUAGCAUUACAUGAUUUAACAAGAAAUUAUUCAAGAAAUGGUAUUAUAAAUUUAAAUGGUAAUGCAAAUUUAUUAAUUUUAUGUUGGUCACCUUUAAAAUCAAGUGCAAUACAUGAUCAUGCUGAUGCUCAUUGUUGUAUGAAAAUUUUAAAAGGUAAAUUAAUUGAAUCAUUAUAUGAUAUUCCUAAAUCAGAUGGUCAUAAAUUAAAUUGUAAAAAACAAACAACACUUCAUAAAAAUGAAGUUGGUUAUAUAUCUGAUGAUAUUGGUUUACAUAAAAUAAGUAAUCCCCUAGAAAAUGAAAUAAGUGUAUCAUUACAUUUAUAUACCCCACCUUAUGCUGCUAUGUAUGGUUGUUCAAUGUAUGAAGCUAACAAUGGUAAAAAACAUCAUGUUGAUAUGUCUAAAUAUUAUAGUUGGCAAGGUAAAUUAAUUAAUGAAAAAGAAUCACUGAAUUGUUAA
This is a messenger RNA of Lodderomyces pseudojiufengensis, 828 nucleotides long. It is a transcript of the gene CDG1, whose product is annotated as Cdg1p. The record is from RefSeq and is a predicted model, not a curated record. The transcript has a single exon. Gene Ontology annotation, biological process: L-cysteine catabolic process. The coding region runs from base 1 to 828 and encodes 275 amino acids. Gene Ontology annotation, molecular function: cysteine dioxygenase activity; ferrous iron binding. NCBI's taxonomy places the organism in Eukaryota, Fungi, Ascomycota, Pichiomycetes, Serinales, Debaryomycetaceae.